AGAGCAGAAGAGACGGAUCGACAGAGGGUGGGGAGGUAAGAUCAGUGCUGGAGGGUAAUAAAUACACAUGGUCUUUGCAAAGCUCAAGUAAUCUUCUGGACACACUGACACACUGGAGUUUUGUGGGAAAUUACAUGACCAAAAUGCAUCUUCAUCACUUUAACCUGCCUACAUUUGGAUUUUGCACAUUCAUUUUGCUAAUGCUGAUGUACCAGGUAUCUACCGUGCCAGUAGUGACUCCUGAGGUGCGAUCAGAUCUUCAGUCAUCACAUACACUUCAUCGCAAGAUCCGAAUGUCCCCUCUGUGGCGAAUCAUGGGGUUCAAACCAUAUGGAGCCUACUGCCAUGACAACAUAGAGUGUAUUACAGGUUUAUGCAGGAACGGUCAUUGUUCAUUUAAUGAGCCUGUUCAUUCUCAGUGGAUUGGAAGUCAUUCAUGA
Messenger RNA from Carassius carassius (crucian carp), 440 nucleotides. RefSeq names its product liver-expressed antimicrobial peptide 2-like. The transcript is spliced from 3 exons. The record is from RefSeq and is a predicted model, not a curated record. Gene Ontology annotation, biological process: antimicrobial humoral immune response mediated by antimicrobial peptide; defense response to bacterium. Lineage: Eukaryota; Metazoa; Chordata; Actinopteri; Cypriniformes; Cyprinidae. Bases 135 to 440 code for a protein of 101 amino acids.